Messenger RNA from Rotaria sp. Silwood2, 216 nucleotides. Lineage: Eukaryota; Metazoa; Rotifera; Eurotatoria; Philodinida; Philodinidae. The record is from the annotation of a GenBank genome assembly.
AUGACAACAUCAUCAAAAUCAAAUCCAAAAGUUUUACAAUUAAUUCAAGAAUAUGCACAACGCUUACGUUCUCAUACACCCGCAGAUUAUGAUCUGAUAUUGUCUGCUGUAGGUGAUGCUCAAGUUGUCAUGAUUGGUGAAGCAUCUCAUGGUUCACAUGAAUUUUAUUUUCAUAGAGCCGAAAUAACAAAACGAUUAAUUCAAGAAAAAGUAUAA